AAGACAUUAAAGAGCAAAAAAAAUCGCAGAGCAUUCUUAUGGGAGGCGUUUCUUUGUGUUUGUUUACAUCGUUCCCGAUCUGGACCGGUGACCGUUUAAUUCUCAGUUAACCGGUAAAGGACACAUAUCCUAGGCUUGGAUUCGAACUGGCAUGACCUCAAUCUCGUCUCGUCGUUUGCGCAAAGAACUCAGUGAAAUACAAACAGAAGGAUGUCCCACAGGCAUCACACUACUCAGCGCUGACAACUUUGAGACGUGGUACUUCUCCAUAGAAAUUCUGGGGGAAAGUUUAUACCAGGGGGAGGUAUUCAAGCUCAUGUUUCGCUUUGACCCAAGCUACCCUAUCUCGGCGCCUGCGGUCCAGUUCGUCGUCAACCAGGAAUCAACGGCACCUGUGCAUCCGCAUGUAUACUCCAAUGGACAUAUCUGUGCUUCUAUCCUUGGAACUGAAUGGUCACCAGUUCUGAGUGUUUCUGCUGUGUGUGUAACCCUGCAGAGCAUGCUUGCAUCGUGUAAAUCGAAGGAACGGCCUGUAGAUAACGACAGGUACGUUCGGUACGCACCCGAUAAUCCAAAGAAGACUCGUUUCCACUACGAUGAUGAUACGGUGUAGUAGUUGUGGUAGUGAUUGUUGAAUAUAUCUUGGGCCUAAAGGCAGAUGUUGUACUACCAAGGGGAUCAUCGAGGCAACGCGAGGAGUCAUAUUCCAGUUCUUUGGGUCUAUUCAUGGGAUUUUUGCUAUGAAGUGAUGGAGUUUAGACCCCACAGAUGACGCUUGUAGACUCCAUGAUUGUAUGCUUGAUUUCCACGAGUCCUGCUAAGUCCUACCCGACUUUGAUCCGCCUGCUUAUCUACGGCGCGCGUGAACUGUAGAAGUCUGUUUCUACCCACGACGUGUAGGUUUAUUGGUGAGAAAGACAGCUUGGUAACCUGUGCUGGACAUAUUUGGAGAUAAGUGGAUGCCCGCAGGCGGUUGCUCACC
Molecule: messenger RNA, 982 nt
Organism: Suillus subaureus
Lineage: Eukaryota; Fungi; Basidiomycota; Agaricomycetes; Boletales; Suillaceae
Product: UBC-like protein
Exons: 10
Coding region: 152-613 (153 amino acids)
Source: RefSeq, a predicted model, not a curated record